Mustela lutreola (European mink) is the source of this 1578-nucleotide messenger RNA. It is a transcript of the gene MARCHF2, whose product is annotated as membrane associated ring-CH-type finger 2. The record is from RefSeq and is a predicted model, not a curated record. The transcript has 5 exons. Gene Ontology annotation, molecular function: ubiquitin-protein transferase activity; zinc ion binding. Gene Ontology annotation, biological process: protein ubiquitination. Bases 401 to 1141 code for a protein of 246 amino acids. Lineage: Eukaryota; Metazoa; Chordata; Mammalia; Carnivora; Mustelidae.
GGGUAGGGGGGAGCGCGGGUCCGCGGGCCGCCCCCGGGUUCGAGGCCCGAACCUGGCUCUCGAGCGGGACGCUCAGGCUCAGACCCUCGGCCUCAGCCUUCCCCGGAACGGGGGAUCGCAGUUCCCGUCUCGAGCACGGCGGGAGGUCCCCGAGGCCCGGCACACAGUAGGUGCCUCUCCGAGCCUCGGUUUCCCCUUCUGUGAAACCGGGUCGUCCCAGCGCCCACCCGGUGGCGCUUGUUGGGAGAAUUCAGAAGGUGGCGGACGAGGAAAGACCCUCGCACACGGGAGGCUGUCCGGAAGCGCCUUCCCCAGCCUCCUUCCCAGCGCGGCUCUGCCGGGAAGAUAGCUCCUGGGACCAUGGGCCUCGGGCCCUGAGGACACAGGGCUCCUUGUGGCCAUGACGACGGGUGACUGCUGCCACCUCCCUGGCUCGCUGUGUGACUGCUCUGGCAGCCCUGCCUUCUCCAAGGUCGUGGAGGCCACUGGCCUCGGGCCACCCCAGUACGUGGCGCAGGUGACUUCAAGGGAUGGCCUGCUCCUCUCAACUGUCAUCCGAGCCUUGGAUACGUCCAGCGAUGGUCCCUUCUGCCGGAUCUGCCACGAGGGAGCAAAUGGGGAGAGCCUGCUCUCUCCAUGUGGUUGCACUGGCACGCUGGGUGCCGUUCACAAGAGCUGUCUGGAGAGGUGGCUUUCCUCGUCCAACACCAGCUACUGUGAGCUGUGCCACACGGAGUUUGCAGUGGAGAAGCGGCCCCGACCCCUCACAGAGUGGCUGAAGGACCCAGGGCCUCGGACAGAGAAGCGGACGCUGUGCUGUGACAUGGUAUGCUUCCUGUUCAUCACGCCGCUGGCUGCCAUCUCGGGCUGGCUGUGCCUGCGCGGCGCCCAGGACCACCUCCGGCUCCACAGCCGGCUCGAGGCCGUGGGGCUCAUCGCGCUCACCAUUGCCCUGUUUACCAUCUAUGUCCUCUGGACGCUGGUCUCCUUCCGCUACCACUGCCAGCUGUACUCAGAGUGGAGAAGGACCAACCAGAAAGUUCGCCUGAAGAUCCGUGAUGCAGACGGCUCUGAGGGCACACAGCACUCCUCACUGGCAGCUGGACUCCUGAAGAAGGUGGCAGACGAGACACCAGUGUGAAGGCUGGGCUGGCAGGGCCAGAGGCAGCUGGUGAUGCCCUGGUAUUUGGAAGGAUGAAAUUGCCCGACCUUUCCUGCACGGCCGGAAUGCUUCUUAGGCCAAGAGACACCAAGCGGAGCUGAUUUCUGUGAUCCCACAUGAAGACAUUCUCCAGUUGUUUUGCACACUGUGGUACAUGAGAACAGAUGGACGUGGUCCUGAGCUUCGGACAGAGCAGGCACCCUGAUCUCGUUCUGAGGUCCACCCGGCCCCCUAGGGGCCAGCAGCCAUGGCCAUAGGUGAACCAGGGCGCCCACGGGGCUGGGAGGUUCCGCAAGCUUCUUGCACUUCUCUGCACCUGGCAGGCUCGCUUUCCUGGCACCCCUUGACUUUAUAAAGUUGCACUGCGUUUCAAAAACCCACCCUGAAUGAAUAAAAGGAGCCCUUGCUGGACAAAA